Trichoderma aggressivum f. europaeum is the source of this 474-nucleotide messenger RNA. RefSeq lists its product as uncharacterized. The transcript has a single exon. The coding region runs from base 1 to 474 and encodes 157 amino acids. NCBI's taxonomy places the organism in Eukaryota, Fungi, Ascomycota, Sordariomycetes, Hypocreales, Hypocreaceae. The record is from RefSeq and is a predicted model, not a curated record.
AUGGCAGCAAAUCUCACUUUAUCCCCCGAAGAAGCGCGGGAUCGCAUCGCCAUCCGCAAAGUCAUCGAUCGUUAUGCCCACUGCGCCGAUCACCGUCUAGCAGACGAGCAAAUGUCGCUCUUCACUGAGGAUACGAACUUUGUCGUGUACAUGCAAGGGGAAGGUACGGAGCCCUCGCAGGUGGUCUCGAAAAGAGAAGACUUGAGACCCGUCUUUGAGUUCCUCCUCGGAUAUAGCCGCACGACGCACUUCAACGGACAGAGCAUUAUCGACAUCGGACCGGACGGCAAGACCGCCACGGGAGAAACUUAUUGCAUGGCAUAUCAUUUGUCUGAAAAGGACGGCCAGCGACAGAUGUAUAUUGGCAGUUUGCGGUAUGAGGACACUCUGACGAAAGGAGAUGAUGGGACUUGGUUGUUUUCUGAGCGGAAGUUGUAUCUUGACUGGUCGGAGACGAGGCCGUCCAACCCAUAG